CAAACGGGUAUGAGUUACAGGUACACAUACUUCCUGGUUGAGGGCAUGCGUUUAAGCGUCACGAAUGACACCCAAAUAUAUUUAAUAUAUGACAACAAGUGACAAAGAACAUGGAUAUUACACGACUUUUCCUUGGGGUCCUCAUUAUCGGAAUUGUCCAGUUCGAGGAGACAUGUUCGAGCGUUCACGCUGAAGGAGACAUGACCCGUUACGACAGUGAAUGUGCUCCCAAGAACUGCAGCCAAUCUGCAAUUGGUCCUCUUCCAUACUUCCCCUGUCAGAUCGGACAUAAAGAUGAGUGCAACAACAAUAGUAAGCAGUACAACAACUCCCCGUCCGUGGCGUUCCACAGUUUUGCGUUACUGGCAACCAUCGGUACCUAUCUGCGUGUCAACAACCCAAGUCUUACAUACUCAUUUAAGACACCACAUGGAGGGAUUGAAGCUUUAAGGACAAAGGCUGUGCUUGUGGAUUUCAGCUGUCCAUUGGGUCAAGAUGACUACUACAAGAAAAACCCAAUAUGUCGCGUGUUUGACUUCAGUUCUGCCACACUUGUACAGAAUGUGCCACGUGAGAUCAAGUAUGAGUGCCUGGUGGGCCUGACGAUCCUGAAUCGAGUCACGUAUUACUACCAGCUGAAGCUGACUUCACUCCCAUCACAGGCAGAAACGUCAUACACCCUCGUCAUACACAGUGAGCCACGAGAAGACCCCAAGUGUCGCGUGGUACUGGCACUAGCCGCUAUUCCAGCCCGGCAGAGCGUGCACGUUGUGUGGGAGAGACCAACAGAAGCCAGGAUUACUCACUAUAAUGUGUCACUGUACCAGAAGAAGCAGCUUCUUAGUACCAUUGAGAAAGAUUAUGGAUUUGAACAGCAUGAAUUUGGGAAACUCAAGCCUGGUUAUUAUAUAGUCAAGGUAGAACCAAAGGCGGUGAAUAACACAAGCCCCUGUGGACAGACCGUGUACGAGAACAUUCAGCUGAUAUAUAUUGAUGCCCCCAUUAAACAAGAAGACUCUACGCUGAAGAUACUUCUGGCGGCCAUUAGCGGAGCAGUUCUGGCCGUGAUCCUUCUGAUCGUCAUCUGUUGGCAUGGCCAAGGUUGCAUCAGACAAACACAUGUUUCAGAAAAUGGACGGAUGUUAUUGCUGAGUGCGAGCGAUGUCCAGAGCCGAGUGAAGAUGCUGUCAUGUGUCCUGCGGCAGAACCUGCACGUCGAUGUCCACUAUGACCAGGAUCAGUUGCAGCAGAUCACAACAGGAACUGGACUGGCAAAAUGGUUUGAAGACAAGGCAAAGGAUUCCACCAUCCUAGUUGUUUGCUCCCGGUUAGGAAAAGAAAUAUCGGAAAAGCAUCAAAGGGACAGUUAUUACUACCAGGCUCUGAAGCAGAUUCGGGGCAAUGCUGCAUUAUGUUCCCAUGUAUAUAUUGUAUGUUUCGAUGGACGUCACAAGCAUAUGGAGGUCUUUUCAACUAAUAAAAAACAUACUGAGGAUGGGAUGAAACCAAAUUGUUUCAGCAAAGCUUCAAGUGAGGACAAUGUCUAUGUUUUGCCGGGAGAUUUUUCAAAGCUAGGACAGAAGCUGAGGAAACGUGGGAUGAAUGAAAAAUAUAAGAUGUCAGAAACUUGGAAAGAUUUCUGUAAAGAAAUAGUAAAUCCUCAACCACAAAGAGUUAUCAUAGGACAGACACCAUCCAUAGCAGAUAGUGAUGCAGUAUCUAGCAUAACUGGAGUAACAAUUGUGAAGUAUGAUUGUCAGUUUUCUUCAAUGAGUUCAAUUUCAGAUAUGAAUGAUCUCCAGUAUGUGGAAGUGGCACAUGACCAAGAAGCGUCUGAACGGUCACUUCCGUUUGCCUCACCACGUAAAUCCCUUCAUGAUAAAAAGAACUUGAGACCUCAAACAAAUCUCACGACUUUGAAAGAAUCUUCAGAUCUUGAUAAGAGUUGUGUUACUUUGGUGAGUUCAGGUAUAGCUUGUCAUGGUCAUGGUGACCUUGAAUACCCAGGGCAACCAGAUCUGCCAAGUAAUUAUGCACCCGACUCAGGAUUUGUUUCAAGUCCACACAACUCAGUUGAGGCAAUGUAUGCUGAAAGAGAAUACAGACAAGAUCAUUGUAACCCAUCAAAAGCCCCACACCUUUAUGAUAUGUAUGAGAUGGGAAAUGCACAUGGAAGAAUAAUGAAGGUUGGUCACUGCAAUGUGGAUCCCCCACAGAACCUACAUCCUUAUACAACUCCAGGCCAACAUAGAAUGGGGCCUGGGAAAUGGGAUGACAGUUUGUCAGGUCAAGCCUACCCUUGCGGUCCUUUUGGCUAUCAGUCUUUCCAUGACAGCGGACAUUAUGAAGACAGCGGACAUUAUGACGACAGUGGACAGUAUAAAGAUUCAUUGGAUCACAACAGUUCUGCAGCAUGUUGUCAUCUGCCUGGACGGACCAAGAUGUAUCAACAUCAUAAUCCUCCUGGACAAACAGUUGUUGACACCCGAGAGCCACCAGGAGGUUAUAUUUCCAUCAACAAGGUUCUUCAGCACCUCCCUACGGAACAACAACCAGACUGGUCCAGGGGCCAUCCUGGCAUGUCCGAGAUGUCCUUUAUCCCCAGGCAACUUUCAUAUCCUUAUCAAGAAUAUACGGAGGAGUCUUUGUUUCAAGGGCAAAGUAGUCCAUGCACAAAACAGUGUGUGAAUAAUCCACUACUUCAAAGACAGCCUGUUCCUCAUCCUUGUGAUGAAGACUUGCAGGAAAGUGUACCAUUAUUAAAUCCUUCCUCUGAAUUCUAUGAUCCAUAUCCAGUGUUCCCUCCAGAGGUUACGGAGAGACUUAGCUCAGGAAACGAGUGGGACGUAUCCAAUCUUGAUUUCUGUCCACCCGAUGUUCUUGGCGGAAGUGAUGAUGGAUCUUUAACAUUUUGCAUGGAGAAGGACGAAUCAGGACAAUUCGUCAUCAUACCGAAGUACCAUGGCGCCAUUGCAGACAACGCUCGACACUAUGCACUUGACAACAGUGGAGACAGACACAGACACAUCUCUGCUCCUGACAUGGAAGCAACGUUGUCCAGUAACCCUGAGCUGAAAACUGACGGUACCUUAACACGAGAUGAAGAUGCUUGUGACCAGUUACAAGAUCCCCAUCCACACCGGAGCUCACUCGGUCAAUCUCGCAAUAACCAGGAAGCAGUGGAAGUGGAGGCGGAGGACAUUGACCCUGUAUCAUGACAGGGUCAAGGGGGGCAAGACAUGCAGCGCUUGUGUUAGAACUGUUGAGGUGCUAGCUUUUACGAUCUGCAUGUUGCCUAAUUGAAAUCACAUCACAUGUACUUCAUAGGUUUAAGUAGACUCCAUAACUUCACCCAUCAAUACAUACCACUGAAAUGCAAUGUGGUAGCGCGGCGUGUCUAUUCAAAGUCACUGAAUUAUACUUUUUUAUUGAUAAAAUUCUAGUUUUGUUUAUGUAACCCUCAGGCAUCCUUACAUGGUUUAAUUCAAACUGUGUGAUUUUAACACGUGCAUAUUUCUGUUUACACAAAAUUCAUCUAUUGAUUAUGUUCAAAUUAUUUGUUGUGUUUCCUGUGAUACAGUGGUUAUUUUUUAUACUUUUCAAGAAGGUUGUGUUCAGCCAUCCAAAGUAUUACCUCACCUGACUGAAAAUCGAGUGAUCUUAGUUUUGGGGGCAUUGUAAGGUUGUCUGUCAUUAUCAUUCACAUUUUUUACAUAUCCUCUGAAAAACAAUGCCUGUGAAGCUGAAACUGUGUUUUAAUAAUCCUAGCUAUGGUGUCUCUAAAAAGUGCUCACAUCAUUCCGAUCCAAUUUUAUACAUGGCUGUACCCGCGAAGAUCCGGGUUAGAAUCCAGGUCUUCAGCGACCCAUGCUUGCCCUUAAUGACGACUAUGCAUGUUGUAAGAGGCAACUGACGGGAUCUGGUAGUCAUGCUCACAGACUUGGUUGAUGC
Messenger RNA from Haliotis rufescens (red abalone), 3951 nucleotides. RefSeq lists its product as uncharacterized. The record is from RefSeq and is a predicted model, not a curated record. NCBI's taxonomy places the organism in Eukaryota, Metazoa, Mollusca, Gastropoda, Lepetellida, Haliotidae. The transcript has 10 exons. The coding region runs from base 111 to 3218 and encodes 1035 amino acids.